UGUCCUCCUAAAAUUGGAGAAAUCCCAGGGGAAUGUUCCAUGGCCUCUCCCUUUAUUUAACUAAAGAAAAAGGACUCCUCUGCCUCCUUUUUGGCCAUGAACCUCUGGUGUUUGUGGAUUAAUUUUCCUGCCAGGAGUAAUUCUCAGUAGUUCCAAUGCAUUUUCCAGCUACAGCUGUGAUAGUGGCGUUACGUUUUACUCCUCAGUGAGAACAGAGCAUUUCACACUGUAUUCGGGUGUGUCAGCAGCAGGGACAGUGACACUCAGCAGUACAUUAAGGAAGAUGCUGUUUUUCAGCCCAGGAGAUUGCCUUUCACCAGCUCAGACAAAAGCACCUCCUAAGACUUUUUCACCAUGAAAAAUUCCUGCCACUAUCCUGGCACAUGGCAUCAGGAGUUCUGAGACCUUUUCCCUUGGGACUGCAAAUCCUUCCUUAGGCAGGCAUGGAUGGAGAAUUUAGGAGAAUUCUGAGCACUGAUCCUUCUCUGCAAAUCUGUGGCAAAGAAAAAAACCCCAAAGUUUUGUCUGGCCAUUCUUACUGUGGUAAUUUUUCAAGAAGUUGUUAUUUAAGAUGGAAGAGCUCCUCUUGUAUCUUAACCCCAUUUCUGUGAGAAUUAAACAAGAAAAACAAAGAGAGGGAAAAGCCAGUGACUAAAAAGACAUGGACAUGCCUUGCUUGUAACUGGCUGGGAAAUCCAACAGGAGAAACACACUUGGCAAGGAUUCCUGCACCUGAUUAACUGCAAACAAAUUUAAAUAAAUAAGUUCUAAAAAGGACAAAGCAUUGAGUGGAAGACAUUCACCCUGAAUCAACACAGAGAAGACUGGUCACCCUUUCUGAGGCAAAGAGCUGCUAAACAGAUAAUUCUGGUAGCUGCCAAACAGAUAAUUCUGGUAGCCCACACUCUGUUUAGCACAUGCUUCCAUCUCCAAGGAACUGAGGCAAAGCCUAAUUAAAUGAAGAAUGGAAAGAAGGUCUCCUAGAUAAGAAGAAAACCAGUUUUUGGGAGGAAGAUAAAACCUGUCCGGACCUUUGGAGUAGUUCAAAGGAAGGACUGGCUAUAAAAGCUGGAUCGUUCCAGUGAGGACAUCCUGCAAAGUGAAUGUGAGAAGCCACAGAAGCCCUUACACACAGAAAUUUCAGCAAGGAAAACAAAUGGGCGAAGAAAGCUUGAAGAGAAGAAAAGGAGAGGACAAAGGAAGAGAGGACAGACAAUCCAUCCAGAGUCAUGAGCCCCAAACGAUGAACCUACAGAAGCAGGUGGGCCUGAUUAGUGGAAUCUGUAUGAUUGUGGGUACCAUCAUUGGCUCAGGUAUCUUCGUUUCUCCAAAAUCAGUUCUUGCCAAUGUGGAAGCUGUGGGUCCUUGUUUAACCAUCUGGGCAGCCUGUGGAGUUCUGGCAACAUUAGGUGCACUUUGUUUCGCUGAGCUUGGUACAAUGAUCACAAAGUCUGGGGGAGAAUAUCCUUACCUCAUGGAGGCUUUUGGGCCAAUUCCAGCCUUUCUGUUCUCUUGGACGAGCUUGCUGGUGACCAAACCCAGCUCCUUUGCCAUCAUCUGCCUCAGCUUUGCAGAAUAUGCAUCAGCUCCUUUUUACCCGGGCUGUGACCCACCCCAGGCUGUCAUCAAGUGUCUGGCAGCUGCUGCUAUUGUGGUAAUUACAAUUGUGAAUUCAUUGAGUGUGAAGCUGGCAAGUUACCUCCAGAAUUUUCUCACAGCUGCUAAAAUGAUCAUUGUCACAAUCAUUAUUGUAAGUGGAAUUGUUCUACUUGCACAAGGAAAAACUGAUAACUUUAAAGAUUCUUUCAAGGGCAGUAAAAUUUCUGUUAGUUCUAUCAGUUUGGCAUUUUAUAAUGGACUCUGGGCAUAUGAUGGAUGGAAUCAACUCAAUUACAUCACAGAGGAACUUAAAAAUCCUUACAGAAAUCUGCCACUGUCUAUAAUUAUUGGAAUCCCCUUGGUCACAGUUUGUUAUGUUCUGAUAAAUGUUUCCUAUUUCACUGUGAUGACUUCAACAGAGCUCCUGCAGUCCCAGGCUGUUGCUGUGACAUUUGGAGACAGAGUCCUUUAUCCAGCCUCUUGGAUAGUUCCUCUCUUUGUGGUAUUUUCCACACUUGGAUCUGCCAAUGGCACCUGUUUCACUGCAGGCAGACUUGUGUACGUCGCAGGUCGUGAGGGGCACGUGCUGAAGAUUCUGUCCUACAUCAGUGUCAAGCAUUUAACACCAGCACCUGCCAUUAUAUUUUAUGGGGCCAUUGCUAUUAUUUAUGUUAUUCCUGGUGACAUUAAUUCCCUCAUAAAUUACUUCAGCUUUGCAGUCUGGAUAUUUUAUGGUUUAACUGUACUUGCACUAAUUGUUAUGAGGUUUACAAGGAAGGAACUCAAGAGACCUAUCAGGGUCCCCAUCAUCAUUCCUGUCAUAGUGACACUGGUGUCAAUAGUGCUGGUACUGGCACCAAUCAUCAGUGCACCUGAACUGCCCUAUUUGUACUGUACUUUAUUUAUACUUAGUGGACUUAUUGUUUAUGCACUUUUUGUUCAUUUAAAAUUCAGAUGGGCACAAAAAAUAUCAAAGCCCAUCACUAUGCACCUCCAGAUGCUUUUGGAAGUCGUUCCAGAAGAAGACGUUCCUGAAUGAAGUAUUUUAUACCCACCAGGUUGUUUUAAAGUGCUCUACUGGUUGAAAUAUAUUCAAUUUAGUUUGGCACACAUAUAUAUUUGCUAAAUUGUUAUGUUGGUACUGGUGUAUUAGUUUUGCAACACUUCAGUACUUCAAAGCAUCAAAUACAUAUAAUAAAUGAUUUCUAAGCCAGACUACAGUGUCUAGCAAAGCUGGUUUCAU
Molecule: messenger RNA, 2842 nt
Organism: Zonotrichia leucophrys gambelii
Lineage: Eukaryota; Metazoa; Chordata; Aves; Passeriformes; Passerellidae
Gene: SLC7A9
Product: solute carrier family 7 member 9
Exons: 17
Coding region: 1157-2638 (493 amino acids)
Biological process (GO): L-cystine transport; amino acid transmembrane transport
Cellular component (GO): membrane
Molecular function (GO): L-cystine transmembrane transporter activity; neutral L-amino acid transmembrane transporter activity
Source: RefSeq, a predicted model, not a curated record